This is a messenger RNA of Benincasa hispida (wax gourd), 321 nucleotides long. Lineage: Eukaryota; Viridiplantae; Streptophyta; Magnoliopsida; Cucurbitales; Cucurbitaceae. The record is from RefSeq and is a predicted model, not a curated record.
AUGAAAGGUAUUCUAAGGUUUGGCAGGAAAUGGAAGUUGAGUCCAAGAUUCAUUGGACCUUUCGAGGUCUUAGAGCGAAUUGGUCUCUUAGCUUACCAAUUGGCAUUGUCUCCAUCAUUUUCUUCAGUUCAUAAUGUCUUCUAUGUUUCGAUGCUGAGAAAGUAUGUAAUAGACCUGUUCCAUGUAGUUGACUUUGAGCCCUUGCAAUUGAAUGAUAACUUGAGCUACAAGGAGAAACCUGUAGAGAUUCUCGCCAGAGAGGUAAAGACAUUGCGCCGUAGGGAGAUUGCAUUUGUGAAAGUCCUGUGGCAGAAUCACUAG